AGAGCGAGAAGAAGAACGUAGAAGAAGAACGGAGGCAAUGGUCUCUACACCAAGUAGCUCCAGAGGAGGGCAGUAAUGUUGUAUUGCAAGUCCAUAAUGCAGAAGGUCAGACACAGUUACUGAGCCUAUCAGUGUUGUUUGCAGCUCAAGCUAACUGUAGCUAUAAAACAUCUAAAUCAUAAGGUCUAUUUCAGCGAAUAUUAACAACGUGUCAAGAUAAUUCAGCGCUGAUACGUCUGUGAAAUCCACCAAAGUGAACAAAAGUGAGCGAGCGCCUCUGACCAGACCCGAAGAUGACGUCCAAGAAAGUGAUCGAGCUGUUCUACGAUGUGGUUUCUCCAUACUCUUGGCUUGGCUUCGAGGUCAUGUGCCGCUACAGAAGCGUGUGGAAUAUAGAGCUCAAACUGCGCCCUACAUUUCUGGGUGGCAUCAUGCAUGGAGCAGGAAACAAGCCCCCUGGUCUGGUUCCAAACAAAUUUCUGUACAUGACCAAGGAUCUGAAACGCUUGUCGGAGUAUUUUGAUGUUCCUCUGCAGUCUCCCACUGACCCCUUUGAGGCCAUGUUCCAAAAAGGCUCCUUGAAUGCGAUGCGAUUUGUGACAGCAGUACAAGAGAGGCAGACGGGUGGAGACGAGCAGGUGGAGCGGGUGUCCCGGGAGCUGUGGAGAAGGAUCUGGAGUGAGGACAAAGACAUCACUGAACCUGCAUCACUGUCUGAGGCAGCAAUGAAAGCAGGACUGUCUGACAGCGAGAUUAAAGAAGUGCUGAAGCUGUCCACCUCAAAGGAGAUCAAAGACAAGCUGAAAAGCGCAACACAGAAGGCACUUGAUUAUGGGGCAUUCGGCUUCCCCCUUGUGGUGUGUCACUUAGAUGGAAAGCCAGAGGUGUUUUUCGGAUCUGACAGAUUUGAGCUCAUGGCCCACUGCAUUGGGGAGAAGUGGCUGGGACCUCAGCCUGGCAAACCAGCUGCCCGGCUGUGAGAUACAGAGCUGCCUGACAAACAGCGUCGGUGUGCUCACAAAUCAUGUCUUUUCAUUUUAUCUCUCUUUUUCAAAUUUCAUAUUUUCUGUGCCUUCUGAAAACCAGGCUGCGUAUUUCAUAUAGAACUUAUUACAAAUAUGGGUGUAAAUAAUGUAACAUACCAUUGUACUGUUAAUUAUGUACAUAAUAAAAGGAACAUUGACAACUUCCAGAUGAAAA
Cottoperca gobio is the source of this 1200-nucleotide messenger RNA. Its product is annotated as glutathione S-transferase kappa 1-like. Gene Ontology annotation, molecular function: glutathione peroxidase activity; glutathione transferase activity. Gene Ontology annotation, cellular component: mitochondrion; peroxisome. NCBI's taxonomy places the organism in Eukaryota, Metazoa, Chordata, Actinopteri, Perciformes, Bovichtidae. Bases 294 to 980 code for a protein of 228 amino acids. Gene Ontology annotation, biological process: glutathione metabolic process. The transcript has 8 exons. The record is from RefSeq and is a predicted model, not a curated record.